CAGACAAUAAGCGGGACAGGAAUGAAUUGCGGACAAAGUAUUGUAACUGACUUUAACAUUGUGAUACCCUAAUCCUCAAAAGAACAGAAUGUCCAAACUCGUUUCAUCACAUGCUCAGACUACACAAGGUGAUUUGUUAUCACAAUAUGACUUUCAACUUUGUUCAAAUGCAGAACGAUUAAGGGAAUCGUUGGAUUUACGUAUGAAAGUAUUUCAUAAUGAACAAGGCUUUCCAGCUGAUACAGAAGUGGAUGAAUAUGAUCCUAUUUCAGCGCAUUUCUUGGUCAUCAGAAGAAACGAACAAAAGACAGUUGCAACGGUUCGAUUGACACCUUAUCCAAGAAAAGAAUGGCUAGGGUACAAAGAAGAAGAAGAACAAGGAUAUGUACAAGAACAAGAUGCAACAAGUGUUGUCACUUCUGGAGGAGGUCCUGGUGGCACCAGUGGUGGCUUGCCCAUGUCAACUGGACCAACAGAAAGCAAUAUACCCGAAUCAAAGACAAAUAUCGCCCCGCCUGAAGCAAGUGAUGAUGCGAUUGCAAAAGCUGAAUAUCCGCUGGGAAGACCGUUGUCAAUCGCGCAGCUAAGUGGAAGAUUUAAUAAAUCAGCCCAUGGAACAGGCCGAAUUGAUGAGGAACAUGGUGCACCACAAGUACGAGGUGCAAAAUUGAGCAGAUUGGCUGUUUUAAAAUCAGAACGUGGAAAAGGUUUGGGAGCAUUGGUAAUGCAUCAAGUCGAAGGAUGGCUCAUUGCCCAAUACCUAAGAGGCGAAGAGAUCAUCAAUAUGGACGAUAAAACCAAAACACCUUCUCCACCACCUCCAUUCGUUGUGGUCGUCAGUAGUCAGCAACAUGCUAUUCCAUUUUAUGAAAAGUUGGGCUAUUCGGUUUAUGGAGAUACAUACGACGAGGAAGGCGCUCCCCAUAAUUGGUGCGUUAAGACUUUGGUCGAUUCGAGAACGGAAAAGAGGCAACCUAAAGUGCAAGAAACAAUAAGUUCUACAGAUGAAUCGGCACUGAUAACAGAUUAGCAUGUCAUGAUAUAAAACUUACAACUUUGAUGAAAUACGGAAAAUGUACUCUUGAGCGGUGUGAAAAAAGCAUGAGUCG
Meira miltonrushii is the source of this 1109-nucleotide messenger RNA. RefSeq lists its product as uncharacterized. The coding region runs from base 89 to 1030 and encodes 313 amino acids. Lineage: Eukaryota; Fungi; Basidiomycota; Exobasidiomycetes; Exobasidiales; Brachybasidiaceae. Gene Ontology annotation, molecular function: acyltransferase activity, transferring groups other than amino-acyl groups. The transcript has a single exon. The record is from RefSeq and is a predicted model, not a curated record.